AUGUUGUCUCGAAUGCUUAGAUCCCUCACGACUGUGCUGGCAUUCUGGCACAGCACUGUGUCGUCCCAGCAGCCAGUCAACUCGCUUGUAAGCCGUCGCUUUACGGAAUACUUGAUGCCCGCGGCGACCGAAACUCACGAGUUCGCGCGUGUUCCUAACACGAGUUUUGUCUUGUUGUCGCAGAUGUCUAACAGCCAACUUGUCAAAAUCGAACUUGACCCGGACUCGUUAGAACCGAUUGCUCUCCAGUCGUUCCCUAUGGGCAACAGUAACUCGGGCUUGCAUGGUGUAUACCCAUCGCAGCUAUACCCAGGCUUCAUGUGGUUAUCACUUCAAGCCGACAAUCAGAUCCUACUGGUGGAUCCAGGAUCAAAUCUCACAACAAAGCCAACCAUCAUACAGAAAAUUGAUGUUCCUGAGCCAGGAAUUGGCCCACACUCUGUCUUUGAAAUCGGCAACCGUGUCUGGGCUGGCUUGAAAGUCGCAUCCAACCAGACUGGGAAAUAUUACGUAUUUUCGGUAGAUGUCUCCAAGUCAUCCACAAAUUCAUCGGACCCGAAACUUUACGAAUGUCUCAAAAGCCCUGUGUUCAUCAACGAAGAACCAACCACGAAGUUCAUUUAUGCUAACCAAGAUGCCGAGUCGUCAAUCAUGCGUAUCGACGUUGACAGUGGGAAGACUGAGCAGAUACCGAUUCCGCCUGAAUUUGGUAACACCCCAGUAGGAAUGACAACAGCAUAUGGCCCAUUGGAGGGAGUAUGGUUUGUUAUAGCUGGUGACUCCAGUGGCGGCUUGGGAUCUUUUGGCCACAUUGAUUCUAGCGGUGAGCCAGAAUUCUUCCAGCUCAAGGAGCCGCUACUUGGGACAAAUGCUGGGCUCUUGCACGUAGCCGACGCAUCGAGCCUAGAAGGGGGCCCGGCUUUGUGGCUUCUUUCAACAUCGCUACUCAGUAACAAAUCGGCAGACGCUUUGAUUCGUGUCACAUUCGACCAAGGCGUCACAUCGAUACUUGGUGAAUUGUACAUUUCCGUGCCAACUCAAAAUUCCUGGGUACACCGCGUGGCGCCUAUGGGUGAUACUGUACUUGUGUCUCAGCUCCAUACCUUUACACUGGCGCAGCUCACCUACAAGAACACGAUCGCCGGGGAAUGGCUCCCGGCUGAGCAGGUUGUAGCAAGUGAUUUUACUGAUCCCAAUGAAACAGGAUAG
Molecule: messenger RNA, 1209 nt
Organism: Cadophora gregata
Lineage: Eukaryota; Fungi; Ascomycota; Leotiomycetes; Helotiales; Ploettnerulaceae
Exons: 2
Coding region: 1-1209 (402 amino acids)
Molecular function (GO): protein binding
Source: RefSeq, a predicted model, not a curated record